UUGAGUCUGGGUUGGGUGAUUGGCAGGUUGGAGGAGGAAGCCCGGAGGUACUCGCUAGUGAAAGGACUCGCCUGCAGGCCAAGUCUCUUGCAAUACCCUGCCUAAAUCCUGAGGGGAACAUGGCAGACGUCGUAAUUGGAGAUUGUGCAGACACCUGGGAAUCCCACAAUGCACAGCUGGUGGAGCCCCUUUGCACCAAUGACCCAGAGGUGUACGAGAUUAUUAAGAAGGAGAAGGAUCGUCAGAGGCUGGGCUUGGAACUCAUCGCCUCGGAAAACUUCGCAAGCCGAGCAGUGCUGGAGGCCCUGGGCUCUUGCAUGAACAACAAAUAUUCAGAAGGAUAUCCGGGGCAGAGGUAUUAUGGCGGCACCGAGUUCGUGGAUGAGAUGGAGCGGCUGUGCCAGAAACGAGCGUUGGAUCUGUAUUCCCUUGAUCCAGAGAAGUGGGGUGUCAAUGUCCAGCCAUAUUCAGGCUCGCCAGCAAACUUUGCCGUGUACACAGCUCUGGUGGAGCCACAUGGGAGGAUCAUGGGAUUGGACCUUCCCGAUGGUGGACAUCUGACACAUGGCUUCAUGACAGAGAAGAAGAAAAUCUCUGCCACAUCUAUCUUUUUUGAGUCCAUGCCAUACAAGGUGCACCCUGAGACAGGUUACAUUGACUAUGACAGGCUGGCAGAAAACGCUCGUCUCUUCCACCCGAAACUCAUCAUUGCAGGUGUUAGUUGCUAUUCCCGGAACCUGGAUUAUGCCAGGAUGCGGCAGAUUGCGGAUGAGAACGGUGCCUACCUGAUGGCAGACAUGGCACACAUCAGCGGCCUGGUGGCAGCUGGGGUAGUGCCUUCCCCCUUCGAGUACAGUGACGUGGUCUCCACCACAACGCACAAGACUCUCCGUGGCUGCAGGUCUGGUAUGAUCUUCUAUAGGAAAGGAAUCCGCAGCGUCGACCCAAAGACAGGCAAGGAGGUUAUGUACAACUUGGAAAGUCCCAUCAACCAGGCAGUCUUCCCUGGGCUGCAAGGUGGGCCCCACAACCAUGCCAUCGCAGGGGUCGCUGUGGCACUCAAGCAGGCAAUGACUCUGGAGUUCAAGGUCUACCAGAAGCAGGUUCUGUCUAACUGCAAGGCUCUUUCAGCUGCAUUGGUGGACCUGGGAUACAAGAUUGUUACUGGCGGUUCAGAUAAUCACCUAAUCCUGGUCGAUCUACGCAACCAAGGAACUGAUGGGGGCAGAGCUGAGAAGGUUCUGGAACAGUGUGCCAUUGCUUGCAACAAGAACACUUGUCCAGGUGACAAGAGUGCCUUACGGCCCAGCGGUCUGAGGCUGGGGACGCCAGCCCUCACUUCCCGUGGGCUGCAGGAGGAGGACUUCAAGAUAGUGGCGGCUUUCAUUCACAGAGGUAUUGAGAUAACACUGGAGAUCCAGAGGGACAUCGGGACGAAGGCUCCCCUCAAGGAAUUCAAGGAGAAAAUGCUGACUGACAAGAACUAUCAGAACAAAAUCACUCAACUGAGGGAGGCUGUAGAGAUAUUUGCUUCCAAGUUCCCAAUUCCGGGAUUGCCUGAUCUCUAAAUGUGUAGUCCAGUGAGGAAACAUCCAUCCAAAAGAGUUCAAUAAAAUAAAUUCCAACAGGGCCACUGAUUUUGGGCAGUCUCCUGCCCUCUUCUCCCGGGACCACUGCCUUAGGUCACCUCCUCAAGUCAACUUUGGUCUUAUUUACAGCAGCAAUAACUUUGAGCUCUGCCCCAUCCCCAAUGUCUCUUGCUCAACCAUUACCCACAGUGUGUUCAGCUGCCAAGGACCUGGGAUCCAGUAUAUGAAAAUCAAAAGACUGCAAAUGCUGAAAAUCAGAAAAUGCUGGAAAUAGUCGGCAGGUCAGGCAGCAUCUGUGGAGAUAGAACAGGAGUUAACGUUUCAGGUCAAAGACCCUUUGUCAGAAGGAUUAACUGUUUCUCUUUCGAUAGGUGCUGCCUGACCUGCUGAGCAUUUCCAGCAAUUUAUGUUCUUAUUACCUGAUCUCUAAAAUUCCUUCUGCAACUUCUUUGCCUCUUAACAUGCAUUCUUCAUUUUAGACAUUCCUCUCUCUUCAACCAAGUACCCAACUACUGACUUUUGGGCUCAAAACUCCAGUGAACCCAUGUAGGGCAUCAGAGGAUCAGGGCUUUGGAUGGGCCUUGACUGGUUGGGAGGAAGGAAGAGUCAUGGGGAAAGGAUUGUUACUGCAUUGCUGGGAGUAAGUGAAGGAAACAUACAAAGGUUCUAACACAGUGCUGAGAUAUUCAAAGUCUGGUUUUCCCAGAAGAUCCCAACAAUUGGUGCUCCCAGGACAAUUUAGUCUAUGUCCCCGUUAGCAGACUGUUCCAAAAGGAAUUUUGGACAUCAUCCUAUGCAUUGGUGACUUGCACUGGGAAGUGCCUGGAAUGUCCAGAGUGAUGCAAAGUGUUCUGGAAAUGGCUGUUACCUUGUUCCACUCUAAGGAAAAAUUUGAUUUUUAUUUGCAUAACACUGGAGAAAACAAGCAGCAUUAUGUGAAUGAAAAUUGACUUUUUUUCGGGGUGAACAGUGCAGACCAGGGUGGUCAUUGAAUCUGAUCCUAAUUAAUUUACUUGAUUUGAAGAUUUGUUUUGGUUCCCCAAUAAUGAAUCAUCAUCCUGUUUAGUGUUUUUUAUGAGAGAACACGUCUUGAUUAUUAGCACAGUCUAUUACUAGUUUAAAAUGGAAAGAGACAAUUCGUUAAAUAAUGUGACAACACUUCCCAUCAUAGCACUUACCUUUCUACCCUGGUCUUCUGAUUGUUUUGUCUCCUGCACUUCCCUCUUCCUACCUGUUCACCACCCUACACAUCCGGAUGGUACGGCUCUAACAGUGACUCUUUUUCCCCACCCCAAACACCAUCUAGAAGGACAAGGGCAGCAAGCACAUGGUAAGAUCACCUAUUAUUGCCAGUCUUACAUUGUUGCUGGGUUUAAAUCCCUUUGUUCCACUACUAUGGGACUACCUCCUCAAGAAGGAUGGCAGUUGUUGAAGAAGGUAGCUCACUGCCACAUUCUCAAGGACAAUUAGGGAUGGGCAAUAAAUGCUAGUCUUGCCAAUGCCAUCCACCUCUCCUGUGUAAAUAAUAGUGCUUUUUCUUCCUUCUGCAAAUGAGAAAUCAGUUACGUGUCCUGACCCUUCCUGAACCAGAUGUUGUUCCUACAGCUGUUAGCUCCCAGCUAGAGCUACAAAGGAACUGAGUGCACCUGACCUCUAUGGAGAUCAGCAGCUCUUAUCUCCCCUGCCCUUGAGGUCAAUAAUAUCUUUCAGUAGGUCAUUGGUGGAACUUUACAGAAUAUGUUGUUACACUUGGUGUUCACUACAAUUAAAAGAACAGAUCAAAGUGUAAGUUUUGUCAUGUUGAUUAUUUUUACCCAUCAUACAUCUUGAUUCUGUAGUAGUCUUUAAAGUACAAGAACUUGUUGCCAGGACUCGAGAGCCUGAGUUAUAGGGAGAAGUUGGGCAGGCUAGGACUUAAUUCAUUCGAGUGUAGGAGACAUCUAAAAUCAUGAAUACACCCAGUCUUUUUUCCCAGGGAAAGGGAAUCAAAAACUAGAGGGCAUAGGUUUAAGGGGAAAGAUUUAAAAGGGACCGUAAGGCCAACUUCUUCACACAUAGGGUGGCACAUAUAUAGAAUGAGCUGCCAGAGGAAAUGGUUGAGGCAGGUACAAUAGCAACAUUUAAAAGACAUUUGGACAGGUACAAGGACAGGAAGUUAGAGGGAUGUGGGUCAAAUGCGGGCAAAUGGGACUAACUUAGAUGGGCAAAUUGGGCAGAAGGACCUGGUUCCAUGCUGUAUGCUCCAACUCUAUGACUCUUUAACUUCAGUGUCAUUCAAGAACACGAAACAUCUGGGUUUUGGAUUGUAAGGUCAUGUCUCUGCUGAACUAUCAACAUUUGUUUUUUGUGGAAGGGUAUCAAGUGAUGCUGGGGAAAGGUAAAGCAUUGGAGGUGAUGCAGAUCAGUCUUGAAACAAAUGCUGUAGUUGGUCAACAAAGUGUGCAAACAGAAGAGGGAAACGUUUAAGAGGAACUUUGAAUGGAAUAGAAUGCAUCUCAUAAUUCUAUGUGGAACGGUUUAAGAGGAACAAUGGUAUCAACCAUUAACUGGGUGGCACAACCAGUAGAUCUGCUGCCUUACAAUGUCAGAGACCUGGGUUCAUUCCUGACUUUGUGGAGUUUGCAUGUUCUCCCUGUGACUGCAUGGGUUUCCUCUUAAGUGCAUUGGUUUCCUCCCACAUCCCAAGGAUGUGCAGGUUGAUAGGUUAAUUGCCUAGUGUGUUGGUGAGUGGUCGAAUCGUAUUCAAAGUCUGAAGGUCUCCUAGAGCCAAGAAACUGUUGCUCCUCAGUGACUGACCUGAACAUGUGCCGCUGGAUCUUGUUGACCUGACCCCCAACCUCCUCCCUCUUACAGGCAUACAGUGGUCCUGAUGGGAAGAGGCAAUCUUCCCGCAUCUCAGUCUCUGCGGUAGGGCUCCGCUGAGCACAGUUAAGUUUCUUCCCAAAACAGUCUUCCCCUCUGACACAGAGGCUGAGAGAUGGGAAAUCUUGGUAAGGGUGGGUUCCACCACUACAGUCUAUGUAGAGCCCUGCUGCAGAGGGAACCAGCAGAGUUCACCCACCAUCCUGCCAGUCAGUCCCAUCUUCCAUCACGUGUUCAUGCCUCACAGUGACAGAGAUUUGAUCUGGACCUCGGGUGCUGUCUGUGGAGUUUGCACAUUUUCCUUGUGACCCCUUAGGCUUUCUCCAGGUGCUACGGUUUCCUCCCAUAUUCCAAGCACGUGCGGGUUGGUAGGUUAAUUGGCCACUGUAUGUUACCCCAAAUAUGUAGGGGUGUGGUAGAAUCUGGGGAGAGUUGCUGGAUAAGUUUAAAAAGUGCGAUUAGUAAAAAUGGGUAGUUGAUGGUGGGUACAGACUCGAUGUUGUAUCUAUCUGGCUCUAAUUCAUGCAGCUUAAACAGCAAAAUGCCAGCAGGAUCUAGCCCAUAGUGUCAGGGUAACUUCACCAGAGCAGCAGGAUAAUAAGGUCAUCUCUGAUCCUCUAUCUUCAUUACCACUCUCUCAUAUAACUGUUUGAUCCUUGGGGCUACAAAUCGAUUCAUCUCCUCCUGAAAUGCACUUAACGACUUGGCUUCCACUAUCUUCUGUGGCAGAGAAUUCCACAGGUCCACCAUCCCAAGACAAAUC
Pristis pectinata (smalltooth sawfish) is the source of this 5214-nucleotide messenger RNA. It is a transcript of the gene shmt1, whose product is annotated as serine hydroxymethyltransferase 1 (soluble). The transcript has 12 exons. Gene Ontology annotation, molecular function: mRNA 5'-UTR binding; protein homodimerization activity; mRNA regulatory element binding translation repressor activity. Lineage: Eukaryota; Metazoa; Chordata; Chondrichthyes; Rhinopristiformes; Pristidae. Bases 120 to 1568 code for a protein of 482 amino acids. Gene Ontology annotation, biological process: tetrahydrofolate interconversion; purine nucleobase biosynthetic process; L-serine catabolic process. Gene Ontology annotation, cellular component: nucleus; cytosol; cytoplasm. The record is from RefSeq and is a predicted model, not a curated record.